UCGGAUUUACGAACGGCCAGUGGAUUCAUGCUUCAAGAACGGCCGGAUCCCGCAGCUGCUAAAGUUGACUUCUGUCAGUGCGGAAAACGUCUUGCAUUUUUGUUGAAUUACUGCUUGGAGAAAGAUGGUUGUUCGACAAUACAAUGAUGAGCUCAAGUUCCUUGAGCGCAUCAUGCCAAACUGCUGGCGAAUCAAGAAGGGGUUCCAGCCCAACAUGAAUGUGGAUGGAAUCUUUUAUGUGAACGAUCACCUAGAGAAACUCAUGUUUGAUGAGCUACGAAAUGCUUGUCGUCCUGGCAUGGUGGGAGGCUUUUUGCCAGCUAUGAAGCAAAUUGCAAAUGUUGCAGCUUUACCUGGUAUUGUCGGGAGGUCGGUUGGCCUACCUGAUGUCCACUCUGGCUAUGGAUUUGCAAUUGGUAAUAUGGCAGCUUUUGAUAUGGAUAACCCGAAAGCUGUAGUGUCUCCUGGAGGAGUAGGAUUUGACAUAAACUGUGGAGUUCGUCUUCUUCGUACCAACUUGAUGGAAAAUGAUGUUAAGCCUAUCAAGGAACAGCUGGCCCAAUCAAUGUUUGAUCACAUUCCUGUGGGUGUUGGUUCAAAGGGUAUCAUCCCCAUGACGGCACGAGACUUGGAGGAAGCCCUAGAGAUGGGCAUGGACUGGUCACUAAGAGAAGGCUAUAUAUGGGCUGAAGAUAAGGAACACUGUGAAGAGUAUGGGCGAAUGGCACAGGCUGAUCCUGCCAAAGUUUCAAUGCGAGCUAAGAAAAGGGGGCUGCCACAGCUAGGUACUCUGGGUGCUGGCAACCAUUAUGCAGAGAUCCAGGUUGUGGAUGAAAUAUACGACAAGUGGGCGGCCAGCAAGAUGGGAAUCGAGGAGAAAGGCCAAGUUUGUGUCAUGAUUCACUCGGGCUCCAGGGGAUUUGGCCAUCAAGUAGCUACAGAUGCCCUUGUUGCCAUGGAAAAGGCCAUGAAGAGAGAUGGCAUUGACACAAAUGAUCGACAGUUAGCAUGUGCCAGGAUCAAUUCCCCUGAAGGCCAGGACUACCUCAAGUCAAUGGCAGCAGCAGCUAAUUUUGCCUGGGUUAAUCGUUCAUCCAUGACGUUCCUCAGCCGACAGGCUUUCGCCAAAAUGUUUCAAACGAGUCCUGAUGACCUUGACAUGCAUGUGAUAUAUGAUGUUUCACACAAUAUUGCCAAGAUUGAACAACAUUGGGUUGAAGGGAAACUACGUACAUUGCUGGUUCACAGGAAGGGUUCUACACGUGCUUUUCCACCACAUCACCCACUGAUUCCGGUAGACUACCAGUUGACUGGCCAACCUGUCCUCAUUGGAGGAACAAUGGGCACCUGUUCCUAUGUUCUCACGGGUACAGAACAAGGCAUGAUGGAAACAUUCGGGUCAACCUGCCAUGGUGCUGUAAGUAAAUGCAGUGAACAUGAUAGAUUGUAUUAUUUUCUGAAGCCUGCCUGCCAUCUCCUACAGUGGUCUAAGGAUCAUGAUAAGUCACAUUAG
Penaeus vannamei (Pacific white shrimp) is the source of this 1513-nucleotide messenger RNA. The record is from RefSeq and is a predicted model, not a curated record. Lineage: Eukaryota; Metazoa; Arthropoda; Malacostraca; Decapoda; Penaeidae.